Messenger RNA from Caretta caretta (loggerhead turtle), 4098 nucleotides. RefSeq names its product solute carrier family 9 member D1 (gene SLC9D1). Gene Ontology annotation, biological process: potassium ion transmembrane transport; proton transmembrane transport. The record is from RefSeq and is a predicted model, not a curated record. Gene Ontology annotation, molecular function: potassium:proton antiporter activity. Gene Ontology annotation, cellular component: membrane. Lineage: Eukaryota; Metazoa; Chordata; Testudines; Cheloniidae.
UCGGGACUACAUCUCCCAGAGGGCACUGCGCGCGAAACGGGCGGCAGUUUGAUCGCAGGCCGAGCUAGGAACUACAAAUCCCAUGUGACAUUGUGCUUAAAGGAGCCGCAUCUGCACUCAGCAACCAGCGCUAAGGGUGGUAGCGGCUUGGCAGCCAGCGGUGUCGUCAUUUCUCACCAGGGGGGCCGUCGAGGCGGUUGGGUCGGGCGCCCAAUAGGAGCAGGGAUAACGGCACGCGGCGCCACCCGGGCUCCGGGCUGGCCUCGUCUGCGGCGCCGCCUCCCGCUGCAGGUGAGCCGGGCGGAUGGAGGCAACGGCAGCCGGAGCCUAGAGCGGCCACCUCGCCCCAACCCGGACGCGAGAGCCCGCGGCACCCGGACUGGCCGCCGCCCUGAGCACAACAUGUAUAUUCGAAAUGCAAAAAGCAUGUUAUAGAAGGCUUUGGACUGUUCCUGGUUGUAUACAGCAAUACAAUGAAGGCAACUGAAUUAAAUUCUCUAUGGAUAUUGAUUUCACUGCUUUGCUGCCAGUUAUUGAACACUGCGGAGCAUGAAGAUGUAGUAAAGCAUGCAAUAAAGCUGCAUCGUGGGAAAGGUGCUGCUGUCACACAGAGAAAACAAUGGGUCUUAGAAAACUGCAGAAAGCUAUCUGGGCUCCUUCGUCAAAAGAAUGUGGUUCUCAACAAACUAAAAAAUGCAAUAAGAUCAGUGGAGAAGGACUUGGGGCUGUCAGAUGAAGAGAAACUUUUUCAGGUGCACACAUUUGAAAUUUUCCAGAAGGAGCUGAAUGAAAGUGAAAAUUCAGUCUUUCAAGCAAUCCAUGGACUCCAAAGAGCCCUUCAAGGUGACUACAAAGAUGUUGUAAACAUGAAAGAAAGUAGUAGACAGCGAUUGGAGGCCUUGAGAGAAGCUGCAAUAAAGGAGGAAACAGAAUAUGUUGAACUUUUAGCAGCAGAAAAACAUCAGGUUGAAGCCCUUAAGAACAUGCAGCAUCAAAAUAAAAGCCUGUCCAUGCUAGAUGAAAUUCUUGAAGAUGUUAGGAAAGCGGCCGAUAGGCUGGAAGAGGAAAUAGAAGAACAUGCCUUUGAUGACAACAAAUCAGUGAGAGGUGUCAACUUUGAAGCAGUUUUAAGGGUGGAAGAAGAUGAAGCAGACUCCAAGAGAAAUAUUUCAAAAAGAGAAGUGGAAGAUGACUUAGGUCUUAGCAUGCUUAUUGAUUCCCAAAACAAUCAGUAUAUACUUACCAAGCCCAGGGAUUCAACCAUCCCUCGUGCUGAUCGCCAUUUCAUAAAGGAUAUUGUGACCAUAGGAAUGUUAUCUUUGCCGUGUGGCUGGUUGUGCACAAUGAUAGGAUUGCCAACCAUGUUUGGGUACAUCAUCUGUGGAGUACUCUUGGGACCAUCAGGGUUAAACAGCAUUAAGUCUAUUGUACAAGUGGAGACAUUAGGAGAGUUUGGUGUGUUCUUCACCUUGUUUCUAGUUGGUCUGGAGUUUUCCCCUGAAAGGCUGAGAAAGGUGUGGAAGAUAUCUUUGCAAGGACCCUGUUACAUGACACUUCUGAUGAUUGCUUUUGGCUUACUAUGGGGACAUUUACUACAGAUUAGACCAACACAGAGUGUCUUCAUUUCUACUUGUUUAUCCUUAUCCAGCACACCCUUAGUAUCCAGAUUCCUUGUAGGGAGUGCUCGAGGAGAUAAAGAAGGUGAUAUUGAUUACAGUAGUGUACUACUUGGUAUGCUGGUAAUGCAGGAUGUACAACUUGGUUUGUUUAUAGCUGUUAUGCCGACCCUUAUUCAAGCAGGAGCCAGCACAUACUCCAGCACUGUCAUGGAAAUACUGAGAAUACUGAUACUGAUUGGCCAAAUUCUCUUUUCUCUGGCUGCUGUUUUUCUUAUAUGUCUUGUUAUAAAGACUUAUCUCAUAGGACCAUAUUAUCGCAAGUUGCAUGUGGAGAGUAAAGGGAAUAAAGAAAUCCUCGUUUUAGGAAUAUCUGCUUUCAUCUUUCUUAUGUUAACGAUCACAGAGCUAUUGGAUGUUUCAAUGGAAUUGGGAUGCUUCUUAGCUGGAGCACUGAUCUCUUCUCAGGGUCACAUGGUUACUGAAGAGAUUAUGUCCUGUAUUGAACCAAUACGUGACUUUCUUGCCAUCAUUUUCUUUGCAUCUAUAGGGCUUCAUGUUUUCCCCACCUUUGUAAUAUAUGAACUCACAGUCUUACUAUUUCUUACAUUAUCAGUGGUAAUAAUGAAGAGAGCAUGCUGUUUUAUCUACCAUACUUCUAAAAACAAACUUUGUUUUUUAAAGUUUGUUUUGGCAGUGCUUGUCCUUUCUCUGAUUCUUCCAAAGAGCAGCCAGUAUAUCAAAUGGAUUGUCUCAGCAGGGCUGGCUCAAGUCAGUGAGUUUUCUUUUGUUCUGGGAAGUAGAGCACGCAGAGCAGGGAUCAUUUCUCGAGAGGUAUACCUCCUUAUUUUGAGUGUAACUACUCUAAGCCUUUUGCUUGCCCCAGCACUGUGGAGAGCUGCAAUUAUGAAAUGUGUACCAAGACCAGAGAGACGAUCAAGUACCUGACAAGACUUGUAUGGAAAUAAUAAAUUUCUUUGGAAAGAAUCUCCUCAUUGCUCAUUGUGUUUCUAUGCAGCUAGAAAACAGGAGGUUUUGAUAUUCCUCUAAACAUGCACUUGGUUCUGAGCCUUAUACUGAUUUUAAGAAACAAAACAGUACAUAAAAAAGGUUGGUAUUUUAAUGAUUGCACAGCUUUUACAGAAAACUUUGUCACAUAUUAGAAUCUGCCAGAAUAACUUUUGAUUUUGAUCCAAUCAGUUACACAGUGUAGAAAUUAUUUUUUUAAAUAUUGCAUCAUGCAGUCGCCUUGAAUAUUUUGCCUGGAUGUGCCUUUUUAUUACAUUGAUUUUCAUCAUCUACUGUUCAUUCAUCACAAAAUUUUGUUUUUAAAAAAAAAAAAAAGAGGGGGAAGGACAAAGAAAAUUCAAGUUAUUUUAUCGUGCCCAUGGUACCUUCUUAAAAUAACUCUUGAGAAAGUUAAAUGUAACAUUCAAGAGUUAAUAUGCUGGUCCGACAUCAGCCACAAAACAUAUAUAUCCAGUAGUGUGUAAACUCUGGCCCUUUAAGGGAGAGAUGAGGUUUAACAACUCUAGCUUUCAGCUAUUUUAAGCAUUAAAAUAUAUAUCCCCAAAUGAUGCAGCCAAUAUUAUAUGAUAUUGUACUUUUGAUUUUUGUUAUACCUCUUAAAGCAGAUAUUAUGUAUUUGCUUAGGGUUGUAACUUUAAUUCAUUUUAAUUUGUUCUCAUAUUUAUUGACUACAUUUGUGACUAAAAGUUAACUGUAAUCAGAUGGUGUCCUGACUUUUAAACUGUUUUUAAGACUGACACCAAUUAUCAACAUCUCCCGCUACUGAUUAUUGUUAUACUAAUUGUUUACAUUUUUUAAUUAAUUGUGACCAAAAUAAAAUGGUACAAAAAGAGAGCCUAAAUAUUUCAGAAUUGAAAAUAGAUGUGAAAACAUUUCAGUGACUCUCUAAAAGUGCUUUUGGAUGAAUGUAGUUAACUUAUUCUACAUUAAAAAUGAUUUUGUAUAAAUUAUGUUUCACAAAAGAGGGACAAUUUGGAUGUGUUGAGAACAUGCAUAACUCAAAACUUCAAAUUUAUACUGAAUAAAAUGCAAGCUUUUUAAAGUGAUAUUAAAAACAUUUUAUAUUAAUAUUUGUGAUAUACGUAUGUGCUUCUGUUUUAACAAAUUCUUAAAAUUUAGUCUGUGUAGUAGAGUAAACCUUGUGAAAGCUGCUCUUUAAAUGUCACAGUAUGAGCUAACAGAAUGUAGUUUACUCUGACAAACUAUGAAGAUUUAGCUUGUGAUUUUUGUUUAAAAAAAAUGUUUUUGUUAAAAUAGAAAGAUAUAUAAUUUGUCAACAUUUUAGAUCCAGUAUUACACGGCCAUAUGAAAUACCAUUUUUGAGAGUCAAAAAUAGAAAAAUGCACAUUAAAUAUGCAUUGUAGAAUUUCUUAAUUUGCUAAUGAAAUCUAAAAAAAUCUACCAACUGAAGCACUGUUCAAUUAAUAAACAUACCAUCUUUAACAGAAAAUAA